AUGGAUUCCCAAUCGCCUCCUUCGCCGUCUAAUAUACGAACGUACACGGCGCCGUAUGUCCCUGUCUCAACAGGGACGACCAGCGGGACCGCGACGUCAAAGGUGUCGCGAACAUACGAGUCUGCAGCAUCAACGCCGCUGGAGAGCCAGCAGGAGCUGCGACAGAAACUGCCCUACCGGUCGGCAGCGGAGCCGCCAUCGCAUCAGCAGCAGCAGCAGCAGCAGCAACAGCAGUAUGCAACACUGCCGUAUUCGACGCAGCCGUUGGCGCAGCUCCCACCGCAGCCGACACAUUCGACGUCUGGAUCGGUGGUCGGGGGAGUUGGAGGGAUGAAAGGAGCGUCGCUGCGGGCGCCGAUGAUGACGCAGUCGCCGGGGCCGAUGAACACGACGGCGUUGACAGCGAGCACGACGAACAUGCAGCUGGCUCGCUCGCGGGCAGAGGCAGCCGUGGACCGGCUGGCAGACUUGCAGCAGCAGUACCGCCAGCACCUUCAGUACGGCGCAGGAGCGGCCAACGUGCCGGGAACGACGGCGGCAGCAGUGCGAGCCGAGCUGCGGGCACAAACGGGCGUGGCGCUGGCUCAGCUGCGUGACGUGCGCAAAUCGGUGGCGAUGGCAGCGAAGGAAGCCGAGAACCACCGGUUCCGACGCUGGCUCGUGGGCGGCUUCCUGGCGACGUUCAUCCCGCUGGUUCGGCGGCUGUUCCGGCGACGGUCAUCGGGCUCAAGGCACGCGCGCCCGUCUUCGUCGUCGUCGACGGCCGUCUUUGCGUCCAACAGCACCGAGUACGCGUUUGCGCGCAGCCGUGAGCUGGUCGACCGCUUGCUCAAGUCCGAGCGAGGCGGCGUGAGCCGGCUGGCGUCGAUGGCCUUUUUCGUCUUUGCCGUGCUGUACGUCUUCAGCAACGAGGUGACGCUGCGGGUGGCCCGUACCGUUGCCCGUCGACUCAAGAAAUUGAGCAUCAAGAUGGAGCGCGGCGACGAGCCGCUAAACGACGGCGACCUCGAGCAGCUGACUGGCUGGAGGUGGCGGGUUUUGCUCUGGGGGAAGAAGUGA
Molecule: messenger RNA, 1059 nt
Organism: Grosmannia clavigera kw1407
Lineage: Eukaryota; Fungi; Ascomycota; Sordariomycetes; Ophiostomatales; Ophiostomataceae
Exons: 1
Coding region: 1-1059 (352 amino acids)
Source: RefSeq, a predicted model, not a curated record